AUGCGCUCCGCUAUCCCUCGCCUCCUCUCCCAGAGCCUACGCGCUCUUCAACCCGCCCUCUCCAAUCCUUCAAUCGCGACAUCUCGCCCGUUCUCCCAUCUAGCCUCCCGCGCCGUCCGUCCGUCCCCGACGUCAUUCCAGACACCUGGACGAAUCCCCAUCGCGGUCUUCCCCGUCCGCAACAAUUCCGGCGCCGCGAAGCCCCUCACCGACCGGGCGUCCGAUCCGGAGACAGACGCACGCAAUGAGGAGCAGAAUCGUCAGCGCCGCGAACAGGAGCCCGCGUAUCAGAUCACCUUCACCUGCAAGCCCUGCGGCCACCGCUCCAGCCACCGCAUGUCGAAACAUGGUUACCACCAUGGCACGGUCUUGAUCCGCUGUCCGUCCUGCGAAAACCGUCAUGUCAUCAGCGACCACCUCAAGAUCUUCUACCAUGAGAAGCGGACCCUCGAGGAUAUCCUGGCUGAGCAGGGAACGAAGUUAACCCGUGGCUAUACCAACGGUGAUAUGGAGUUCUGGGAGGAUGGGACUGUUACCCCGAAGUCCGGCGAUGCUGCCUCCCAGGAGGGGAGCACGUCCGGUCAGCAGGGAUCGUCUUGA
Molecule: messenger RNA, 600 nt
Organism: Aspergillus terreus NIH2624
Lineage: Eukaryota; Fungi; Ascomycota; Eurotiomycetes; Eurotiales; Aspergillaceae
Product: DNL-type zinc finger protein
Exons: 1
Coding region: 1-600 (199 amino acids)
Biological process (GO): protein folding; protein stabilization; protein import into mitochondrial matrix
Cellular component (GO): mitochondrion
Molecular function (GO): protein-folding chaperone binding; zinc ion binding
Source: RefSeq, a predicted model, not a curated record